AGAGGGCGCAUGAAUCUGGAUAGUGGGUUUGUUUAGGAAAAGCGGGAUGAAGCGAGUGUCCUUUAGAGCUCGGUGUACAGGGAAAGAACAUUGCAUUUAGAGUAGAGGGACUUAGAUUUGAAUCCCAGCUCUGUUACUUCCUCUCCAGGUGACGCUUCCCCUCUGGUCACCUAAAUUGUAAAAUGUGUGGAUUGGGUUUGAUAAUCUCCCAAUUGAGUUUUACUGGCUCCGUGAAUUAGAUUAGCCUUGUUGCAAACAAUUCACGAAAUUAGACCUGGGCCAGAAGCACUCCAGGAAGAAGGUAAAACAAACAGCCAGUGACCCUACCAGAGGCUGUGAGGAUCCCAGAUGCUUCUAACUACCUGCAGAACGCUCGGAAGGGGGAAGAGAUCCUGCCACAUUUUUCCAAUUCUCCCGGGUCACUCAAAGGAUUCUCUUGUAGAUUGGUGGGAGCUUUUGCUACUGUUGCCUGUGUUGCCUGUGUUGCCUGUAUUGCACGCCUUCACUCAGUUCGUUUUAUAUAAUGUCACUUAAUCGAGAGCCCACACAGAAGCCCAAGAACAAAAAUGAAGAUACCUGCAUGAGCAAAAGAGAGUCCCAGAAACCCAGCUUCACCAGCCCAACCCCUGUUAUCAAGCAGCUCGAUCCCUGGAACCGACUCCAUGCAACUUCCACAAUUGCCCGUAUCAGGGGGAGCGUAUAUUUCUAUAACCCGGACGUUCCCCUGGAUGACUUGGAUUUCCGAAUUACAUCCUUGUACAACCACCAUAUGGGAUACCUUCAGGACAAGGCACAGACUCUAAUCCAUGAGGAGACCAUCAAUGACACCCAUGGAGUCAUCAAAUUCCAGGACCCACAUGAAAUAAUAUGUCCUUCCUUACCUCCCAUCCCUCCCGGAACAAUGAGGCAAUGGGUCAACCCCAAGAAGGAAUCAAUCCACAGUACCAAAGGGUCCAUAACAUCACCUCAUCUACCAACUAGCAAUGGUGGCUAUUCUCGCAAGACUGAUGGUGGCUUCUUCUCCAUUUGAUUUAAUAAUUACUAAUUUGGGUAACCCAUGCCAAUGAGAAAUCCUCUGCCGUCUGCUAGCCUCUCCUUCCUCUCACCUCCAUUAAAUUUGUUUAGAUGAAAAAAAAAA
Monodelphis domestica (gray short-tailed opossum) is the source of this 1138-nucleotide messenger RNA. Lineage: Eukaryota; Metazoa; Chordata; Mammalia; Didelphimorphia; Didelphidae. The record is from RefSeq and is a predicted model, not a curated record.